Molecule: messenger RNA, 166 nt
Organism: Loa loa (African eye worm)
Lineage: Eukaryota; Metazoa; Nematoda; Chromadorea; Rhabditida; Onchocercidae
Exons: 2
Coding region: 8-166 (52 amino acids)
Source: RefSeq, a predicted model, not a curated record
AGAUUAUAUGGCGCAAUUUAUCAAACCUGGUACCAGUGUUUCGACAAUUGAUCUUACUAAUUGUGGUAAACUUGCACUCUGUUCAAAAUCAAGUACCCUUCAAGGUAGUAUAAGACGACGACGGCGACGAAUAGCCAGAAGUCAAAGUAUGGGAAAUUAUAUUUGA